CCGGGGAGCGCCCUCAUAACCCCGGCUGGCCGCGGUUUGCAGCCGCUGCCCUUAGAAAUCCUCCUGCAGCCAAGGGGAGAGGAAGAUUUGUUGAUUGGGGAUUUUUUGCUGUGUUUUUUUUCAGGGCAGCUUCAAAAUUAGGACUUGUCUACAGUCCCAGAGUGAAAAAGAUUUCCAUCUAUGAUGAUGACAGAAGAGCAUACGUGGUUACAAAUACAGCGUGAACUCAGUUUGAGGAAACUAACAGAGGAUUCAGAGUAUCAAGAGGAACUAAAAUAUGACUUCAAUAUAAAAGGAGAACUGAGGCACCUAGAUACAAAUGAGUGCUUUGUUUUCAAUUACUACAAGAAUGGACAUGAGCAGAAUCACAAACGCUACGAAGUUCUGGGACAUUCUAUUACCCAGUACGUUUAUGAGCUCCUGGAAAGAGUCUGCAUGCUGCAGAAGGUUUAUAUUCCUACUGACGCUACAGAGGGUGAACCAAGAAGCUUCUUUUUCAUGAGCAAGGAUGCAUUAACAAGUUCCUCUACCCUAAUUAUCUUUCUUCAAGACCAAGGAGGUUUUUGUGCUGGACAGUGGGGGCGACGGGCAAUUGUCAGUGAGGGCCUGAAACACGGAACACAAAUACCAUUCAUCAAAAUGGCCCUGCAGAGCCACUGGGAAGUGAUUGUACUGAACCCCAAUGACAACUUCACUGACCUGAACACUGAAAAGGAGAGAUUUUCUGCUAGGGAAGAAGGGCUUACUUUUACACAGUCUGUCUGCUGGAUCCCCAAAAGGGGCAGCAGCAGCCCUGAGGAGCAUACCAUGUAUGUAUGGGAUCAUUUCAUUGCAAAGAGUGCAGCCAGGAAUGUGGCCUUCAUUGCCCAUGGCUAUGGUGGGUUGGUGUUUGUUGAUCUGCUGGUGCAGAGGAAACGCGAGGUGAUGAAUAAAGUGUACUCUGUGGCGUUCAUCGACUCCACGCACAACAUGCAGCACCAGAGCAGACAUGAUCCAGAAAUACAGGAAUGGAUACACAAAAACUGCCGAGAAUGGGUGUCAAACAGUAAACCCCUAAAUAAAACUGUGCACUUUCUCAUGAGAGUAAAUUGUCCUACUUUCUCUGCUGGAACAGAAAAGUAUGGUUUAGCACCUUCCUGCUGCUUACAACCCAUCUUUAAGUACCUGAAGGGCAUGCUGAAAGCCAAGAUCACAACAGCCUUGAGGAAUUCGCCUGUUGCAACCAGAAGCAGCACAAGAAAGAAGAGAAGCAAUACGUAAAGAUACACUGGUUUGUUCUUGAUAGUGGUCUCUUCCUUUCAUGGGUGCCUCUGCACCCUUCUGUCACUUAAGCACUUUCAGCUCACUAUGGAGAAAUUCAGUUCUAAGUUUGAAACUAUGUUUGGUUUUGAGAAGAAAAACACAAAAGUUAACCAUUAGGAAAGAUACGCAUUGUUGAAAGCCUUAAGCCACAACCCUUUAGCUAGCUGUGAAAUUUAAAGUUGAAUUAAAGAUGUUAAGGUAUACCAACUCUCAUCUAUCAUUUUUUUUAUAAUAAACAUUAUAUAGUUUUCACUCUAUAAUCAGACUAAACUAUCAGGAAAACAUUUGCUUAAG
Onychostruthus taczanowskii (white-rumped snowfinch) is the source of this 1596-nucleotide messenger RNA. Its product is annotated as putative protein FAM172B. The transcript is spliced from 3 exons. Gene Ontology annotation, biological process: regulatory ncRNA-mediated heterochromatin formation. NCBI's taxonomy places the organism in Eukaryota, Metazoa, Chordata, Aves, Passeriformes, Passeridae. The record is from RefSeq and is a predicted model, not a curated record. Gene Ontology annotation, molecular function: siRNA binding. Gene Ontology annotation, cellular component: nucleus. The coding region runs from base 181 to 1260 and encodes 359 amino acids.